Messenger RNA from Belonocnema kinseyi, 3540 nucleotides. RefSeq names its product protein lev-9 (gene Hasp). Lineage: Eukaryota; Metazoa; Arthropoda; Insecta; Hymenoptera; Cynipidae. Bases 252 to 3392 code for a protein of 1046 amino acids. The transcript is spliced from 5 exons. Gene Ontology annotation, cellular component: extracellular region. Gene Ontology annotation, molecular function: peptidase inhibitor activity. The record is from RefSeq and is a predicted model, not a curated record.
UUCCCAGCAGCUUCGGGUCGCAGUUCGCGCAAAAACCGUAAUCCGGACGGGAAGGACCAGCGAUUCCCAUUGAUCAUCGCGGAAACGUCCUCCAGAGAACAAACCAGUGGGCUAGGAGUACAUUGAUAAAAUGAAGCUCCACAAGUUUUGAGCACCUUCAGCUUUGCGGAAUUGACCAUGGGAUAUCCUGGACCAUUCCGGAUCAUGUGAACAUUAGAUUCUACUGACCGUGUUUGAGAUAGACAAUCGAGAUGAGACCGAGGGUCAUCCUCUCGUUGACUUUCCUGGUGCUGUGCUCCAUGAUUCUGUCUUCAGAAUCAAAACUUCAGCAGCAGGCGAUUGUGGAAGAAGAUGAGGAUGAAGAUGAUGAUGACUGGGAAGAUGAUGACGAUGAUGAUGAGAAUUACAGAUCCAGACCUGAAGUUGAUGAUGAUGGUAGGAUCUACAAGAAUCCAAGAAACUCACCAUCAGCUUUGUGUCCAAGAGAUGAAGAGCAGGCUGAGAUGCAGGGCCAAAAGUGUUUAAGGAAGUGCUCAACUGAUGAGGAUUGUAAGAGUAAAAAGAAAAAGUGCAGAUGUGAUGGAAUUUGUGGAAUGUCUUGUAUUAAGCCGGAUAGGGAAUGUCCAGAUUUGGAUCAGAUUGAACAUGGAUUGAUGAGAUUCUCCGGUAAACUUUUUGGAGAUAAGGCCCACUAUACUUGUGAUGCUGAUUUUUAUUCUGUGGGGUUGUUGGAGAGGACAUGCAGAGCUGAUGGUCGUUGGAGUGGAAGCACACCGUCUUGUAAAAAAGAGUCGAAGACUUUUUGCUUGGAACCUCCGAAAAUUAAAAAUACAAGGCAUAAUGCACUGCCGGAACAAACUUCGUUUGAUCUGGAUAGCAUGGUCCAAUAUUUCUGUGAUCAUGGAUAUGUCACCACUGGGUUUCCUAAAGCUAAGUGUCUCAUGAUGGAUGGAGCCGCUAGCUGGUUCGGGCCUGAUAUCGCAUGUGAACCUCAGAGUUGUGGGCCUCCUGCUGAUAUCGCUAAUGGAUGGCAUGCUGGCGAAUGCUACUCGUACGACUGUCGCGUUUCAUAUCAUUGCGCCGACACAUACGAAUUGGUUGGCCGUGCUGAGAAAAUCUGUAUGGCCGACGGAAAUUGGACUCCAAAAGAAUUACCACAAUGUGUUCAGGUCGCGCAAGUGCAGUGUCCAGCUCCUGAGAAUCCACGCCACGGUAACGCCGUUUACACAUCCACCGGGUACAACUCCAUAGUCUCGUACGAGUGCAAAUAUGGUUAUACCAUCGUAGGAGCAGCGACGAGGCGAUGCGGCGCCGACAGAAGAUGGACAGGACAAACGCCGACGUGCAAAGAGAUCAACUGUGGAUCGCCGGGAACCCUUUACAACGGCUGGAUCGAGAACAUCGAAGCAGGAACUGGAUUGGGUGCAAGUAUCAUUUUCCGUUGCAAUGAUCACAUGAAGUUAGAAGGGAAUACUUCAUCAGUUUGUCAAAUAGAUGGAAAAUGGCGAUAUCCAAUUCCUCAGUGUCUUGCCCCAUGUGUGGUACCACAGAUCGGCAAUGGUCAUGUAUCAGUCGCAAGUCAUGACCGAGACCAUAUCAACAAUGUAACAGUUGUGGAGCAUGGCGAAAGAUUACUGGUUGAGUGCGUUCAAUAUUAUGAAUUUGCAGCCAAUAGUACACCAGUUGUCUGCAAUAAUGGUACUUGGUCGAUAGUACCUUCUUGCUCACCAGCUAGAUGCAGGCAGAUGCCGAAACAACCAAAAAAUGGAAUGGUCAUUGCUCCCAAGACUGAUCAUGGCAUGAAAGCUGUCUUCAAAUGUAAGGAUGGAUUUGAGCUGCUUGGAGGUGGUCCUUUUAAUCAGUCCUUCUCGGUAGAGUGCAGUUUUGGAAACUGGACUGGGGACAUUCCAUCUUGCAUUGAAGUCUACUGCCCAUUCCCUGGUUUCGUGAAGAACGGAAAAGUUCUUCUGGUUGGAAACAUGGGAGUUUAUGAUUACAGACCUUACGUGAAGAAAGUCGUGAACAACAAGCAAAUAAUGUACGACUGCGACAAGGGCUACUACCUAAGUGAGGGUCCCCCAGGAGCUACUUGCAUCAGUGGAAACUGGAGCCCGAGAGAGCUUCCAAUCUGCUCCUUGGGCCAACACCCCAGAAUUCGAUGGAACAGAAAAAGAAGAUCAAUCCACGAGGAAGGAAGAAACCAAACAAUAAUCGCAGCUUACAAAAAGUUCAUUGACUUCUUCCGAAAAGUAGGCAAGAAACUCCUUCACCUGGAAAUGAAGAAGAACCUCACGACCACAAAUAAUUCUACCCACGAAGUUCAAACAAACCUAACACUCCACAACACUCUCAAAAAUGGAACUUCUCACAGUGGACGAUCACGAUCCAGGGACGAGAAGAUGGUCGACUUCCUCAAGGUCGUUUAUCGCAAGCUACACAGAAUUGAUACCAAACAUGCAGAUAACCACACAAAUGUGACAAUGCAUGAUCUUCUGAAUGUUAUCAGCAAAAACUUCUUUCAUGUUGAUUUGUCUGAACCGAGGAGGAACUCAACUGCAAAAAAUCGAGAUAGCUUUGAGGUCAGAAACCAACGAGAGUUCACAAAGUUGAAGAGGGAGUUUGAGAGGAUUGUCAGAUUCUAUAACAAGACUUUACGAUGGUAUGAGAAGCAGUCGCGAAAGGAGUCUAGAAGGAGAAAUCAGACUCGAGUUGAGAAAGGAAAGAAGAAGGAUAAGAAGAAGCACAAGGUGUCGAGCACGUACAAAGGCUUUUAUGAGUUCAUUAACGACUACGUGAACGAGAAGUUAUCGAUGCUGGAAACUCAUAAUAUGACGGAGGAACUGAUCAAGAAAAUGAAUAUUAACAAGAUGACCAUCCGGAAUGGAACUUCCUUUACGAUCGGCGAGAUUUACACUUUCUUCAAACAUAUCAUAGAAAAUAAAAUCAACUCGUCUAAGAUCACUGAAGAGGUCACGACUGUAAUAACGCCUUCGACCCAGGAAACAGAUAAAACGACGAUUCUAUCAAUCUUAUCAAAUAGCAGUGAAUCUUCAAUAAAUAACGAAAUACCAUUAGCUGAAAGUAAAGGUGAAGUACCAAAGCAUCGUAGCAGACGAAUUAGAGAUGCUUCUGUUGAUGGGAAUGGCAAUAUACUGUUCGCAGGCCGCCAAUCAAACUUAGGACAGUUUUUGUGGAAGGGGUUGGAAGCACAGCAGCAAAGUCGAGCGAAGAGAUUUCUUUCGCCAUCUGAGCUGGAUAAUCAAAUUUUAAUUAAGAAUUUAUAUUUAAGAGCGUAUGAAGGCCAGUAUAGAGAGGACGUCAAACGAUCCCUUUUGCUAAACAAUCGAGUAAACUCGCCCGUCUUCCGGGGUAUGAGAUCCGAAGAAGAAUGAAUGAUGUUAUUGUGAUAUUAUGGAAUUUAUUAUCAAUAAUCGAUACCAGCCAAUUUUAGGUGAAUAUACACGUUAUUCGAUAGUUCAUCGGUUUUUCUCUCGUCCAUUGAUAAUCUAACAUGUACGACACUUUUUGACGAAAAUAAAU